Messenger RNA from Durusdinium trenchii, 1044 nucleotides. Lineage: Eukaryota; Dinophyceae; Suessiales; Symbiodiniaceae. The record is from the annotation of a GenBank genome assembly.
AUGGCAGGAGAGGCCGCAGCAAAGGGAACCAUGGGCAUUUUCAUCGUCUUCGUGCUCUCCCGUGCGUUGCAUCCCAUGGUGAUCGACUACUCCAAGGAGGACGGAAAGAUGCUCUAUUCCAAGAACUCUCCUGCGAUCAUGAGCCAGCUCUUAUUUAUGCUCUUCGUGAACUUCUUGGCUUGGCAGGAGGAGGGAAUGAAGGGUGUGAAAGCAUGCUGGCAAAUUCCCAAGGGUGCUUCAAUUUUCAUCGUCAUUGGUCUUUGGUAUGCCUUCGGUGACUUCUUGGAAAUGCUUUCCAUGGGUGCCAUGACGGGUGGUGUCUACCAGCUUUUGCUCCAAUCUAAGCUCUUGAUUACCGCCGUGAUGAUGAAGCAGCUGAAAGGAACUACCCAGAGCGACCUCCAGUGGAAUGUGCUGAUUGCAGCCACCUUGGCCAUCAGCGCCUUUGUCAUGGUUGACUCCGGCAGCUCCGAUGGCGAGUCUGGCAUUCCUUUGAUGGGUGUCGCCAUGGUUCUUUUCAAAGUCGGCGUUUCUUGCUAUGCUGCCGUGCUCUCAGAUGCCAAAUUGAAGGGCUUCAGCAACAUGUCCAUGUCGGCCAAGCUUUCCUUGAUGUCUCUUUCUCGUGUGAUUGCUUCCGUGGGCAUUGCUGCCGUCAUGGAACCAAGCGUGCAGCCCUCCUACCAGUGGAGUGCGGCUGGAUUCUUUGAUCACUGGACGUUGGCCACCUGGGUUGUGACCUUGUCCUUCACCUCAAAGUCUUUGAUCACUUUGUACCUGCUAAAGUCUUUGGACGGCAUUCAGAAGAACGUGGGCGAGGCUCUGGCUGUGAUCGUGAUCUUCUUGGGACAGAUCGCAGCAGGCUCCUCCGUCUUCAACCUGUGCGCCUUCCUCUUGGCCUGCUUGGUGGUCAUCCUCGUGCGCAUCUAUGGACUGGCCGGCAAGGUGAAGGCUGCUGCCAAGCCUGCAGCUAACACAGCGGUCUUGGAUGUGAAAGGACAGAACCUCAAGGUGACAGAGAUCAAGAACACCAACUCCCCAGUCUAG